CUCAGCCCUUGUACCUGUAAUUUAAAAAGUGCUUUCACCUUACAAUAAUGAUGUGUGGUCGCUAGUAAUGCUUGUAAUAAUCAAUCGAUUAUAUUUCUGAGUUGUGUAAGUAGUUGCCAAAUUUUUUGAAACUUACGAGUUAUUAAAAGUUUAAAAUAUAAACCCAACUUUUUGUGCGUUAAUGAAAAAAUGUAAAUGGAUAGUCCUUUCAACUAAUCUCUAUAAUGGGGGAUUCCUUGGAAGCUUCUGUUGAGUCGGCGGAAACUCAACAUUCUAAUGUUAUCGAUUUUGAAGUAUUUGUAAACUACCUUCGCAAAUCUGUAAGUGUCUUACAUCCUGAAGAAGAAAAUGCUCCACAUGCUUUUAAUUCAGCUCUUGAAGAAAAAAACAAUUCGGAAUGUAUUAAGAAAUUCAUAAAUGAUUCUCAAGUUUGGGCUCUAUGUAUACAACGGAUUUCUAGUAAAGAUGAUGAUAAUGGUGAAACUGAUGACGAAAGAGAAAAUAUCUACUACAUAUCUAAUGAAAUUUAUUUUACAAGUCCUAAAAUGGCAUCAACGGUAUUUACAAAGAGAGGAGUGGUAAUUGAAGCUGAUAAAUCUGUUCACUCACAACUUCGUCUGGUAUAUUUUUCCGAUGGAUCUCCUUAUGAAACAUUGCACGCAAUUAGUAAAACAAUGGCUCCUUACUUCAAAAGUUACGUCAAAGAAAAAGGUAAGACUGACAGGGAUGGAGAUAAAAUGGCUCCAUCAGUGGAAAAAAAAAUUGCUGAGCUAGAAAUGGGUUUACUUCAUUUGCAACAAAAUAUUGACAUUCCUGAAAUUUCCUUACCUGUACAUCCGCUUGUACAACAGAUUAUAAAACACUGUAAUGAAGAAGGAAGAAAACCUAAGGUUGCUGAUUUUGGAACUAAAGUAGAAGAUUCAACAUUUUUAAAUCAACUUCAAAAUGGAGUUAACAGAUGGAUUAAGGAGAUUCAAAAGGUAACAAAACUGAAUAGAGAUCCUGAAUCAGGAACCGCUUUACAAGAAAUUUCGUUCUGGCUAAAUUUGGAACGGGCUCUUCACAGAAUUCAAGAAAAACGAGAAAGUUUAGAAAUAUCACUAACACUUGAUAUUUUAAAACAUGGAAAACGUUUUCAUGCAACGGUCAGCUUUGAUACUGAUACUGGCUUAAAACAGGCUCUAGCAACCGUAAAUGAUUAUAAUCCUCUUAUGAAAGAUUUUCCUAUAAAUGAUUUAUUAUCAGCAACUGAAUUAGAACGAAUCCGUUCAGCCAUUCAGCAAAUAUUUAUUCACUUACGAAAAAUUAGAAAUACUAAGUAUCCAAUACAAAGAGUUUUACGACUAGUUGAAGCAAUCUCUCGAGACUUAAGCCAACAACUCUUGAAAGUCUUAGGAACUCGAAGACUUAUGCAUAUUUCUUUUGAGGACUUUGAGAACGUCAUGACACAAUGUUUUGAACUAUUUAAUACUUGGGAUGACGAGUAUGACAAACUUACUCAAUUACUAAGAGAAUUUGUUAAAAGAAAACGUGAUGAACACAUGAAAAUGGUAUGGCGUGUGGCUCCUGCUCACAAAAAACUACAAACUCGAAUGGAACACAUGAGACGUUUUCGACGUCAACAUGAACAACUAAGAACUGUUAUUGUUCGUGUUUUGAGACCGUCUAGGCACAGUACAUCUACAAUUGAUAAUGCUGAUAAUGAUACAGUCAAAGUUGAAUUUGUUUUUGAUGCCGCUGAUGCCAAUGCGAUAAGUGAAGUAAACUUAGCAUAUGAAAACGUCAAAGAAGUCGACUGUUUAGAUAUAACUAAAGAAGGAUUAGAGUCUUGGGAAGCUGCUGUUAGUAGAUACGAAGAACGAAUUGAACGAGUUGAAGCUAGAAUAACAGCACAUUUGCGUGAUCAACUAGGAACAGCGAAAAAUGCUAAUGAAAUGUUCAGGAUUUUUUCUCGGUUUAAUGCUCUUUUUAGUCAAAGACGAUAUUGA
Molecule: messenger RNA, 1988 nt
Organism: Copidosoma floridanum
Lineage: Eukaryota; Metazoa; Arthropoda; Insecta; Hymenoptera; Encyrtidae
Gene: Dhc64C
Product: dynein heavy chain, cytoplasmic
Biological process (GO): microtubule-based movement
Cellular component (GO): axonemal dynein complex
Molecular function (GO): minus-end-directed microtubule motor activity; dynein intermediate chain binding; ATP hydrolysis activity
Source: RefSeq, a predicted model, not a curated record